This is a messenger RNA of Toxoplasma gondii ME49, 3080 nucleotides long. RefSeq names its product CAF1 family ribonuclease. The transcript has 12 exons. The record is from RefSeq and is a predicted model, not a curated record. NCBI's taxonomy places the organism in Eukaryota, Apicomplexa, Conoidasida, Eucoccidiorida, Sarcocystidae. The coding region runs from base 102 to 3080 and encodes 992 amino acids. Gene Ontology annotation, molecular function: 3'-5'-RNA exonuclease activity; RNA binding. Gene Ontology annotation, cellular component: cytoplasm.
CGCCUAGAUGCUCGAUCUUCCCCGUGUCUCUUCCUUUUCGCGAAGUUAUUCUGUGUUUCCCUCUGUUAACGUUCUGGUUCCUCUAACCUCACCCGCAAAAUAUGCGGAACACGCCGCUCGCUCGAGGGAUUUGCCCCGUCCCGCUUCUCUCCCGGUGCUCGUUGACGCAGAGAAUCCCUGCCUUCCGGCAAGUAUCUCCUCGGUUUUCUGGGCUUCCGACCGAAACGCGGCACGAAUCUCUUUCCCCAGAGUCUAUUUUGCCCGGAAAAGGGCAGGUGCCGAGCGGCUUUCUCAGCACCUACACCAGGGCUUCAGAAAAAAGAUGUGAUGCUAACCGACUUGCAAACAGCAUAACGCAUUCUUCUGCUGUGGCCGCGUCCACAUCUUUCGUGGCGUCUUCGUCAAGAACGCGACAUGGUCACAGCUGCACCCCAAACCCCCGCAGGGGAGGCGCUCCUGGAGCUGGAACAACCCAGUGGGCAGUGACUAACGAACAAAACCCUCUCGAGUUUGAUUCGGACAUACAUCGGCUGUGCGAAUCUUCCUCCUCUACUGCAUCUUCUUGCCACGGAUCAAUGGAGAAAGCAAUACACUGUGGGCGGCGACUGCCGCUCCAUUUUUGUCCAGUCGAAGGUCGCUCGUUCCAACGCUACCCGUUACCGCAAAGCUUCAAGUGUACAUACAUCUCGGAGCCUACCACGGAAGCGUUCCUGCCGGCUCAUAAUUCUGUUCGGCGUGAUGUCUCUUCAUUUCCACGGGUUUGUCCGCCUCGUUUCCCCUUUUCUUUUUCGUGUUGUGCCUUUUCGUCUUCUUCUGUCUUCUCUUCGUCCGCCUCAUCGGCCGUUUCGUGGGAGGUUUCUCGCGAAAAUGCUCCACUGUCGCGGAGCCUCUUGAACACCAGGGAGGUUGCCCGGACUAACUUACAAACCGCGUUUCGUUUUUCUACUCUCCAGUUUUUCUCGACGCUUCCGCGACAGAACUCUGAGACCGAUCGCGAACACCGACUGGAAGAAUCUCCCUUGCAUGCGACGCACACCACCAACAGAGAAUCAUGGCCGACGCACUUAGAGGCGCUACGCGAGGUCCUGGCAAAAGCAGAGUUCGUUGCUCUCGAUGUUGAGUUAACUGGCUUGCACAUGAAAAACGAGAAAUUCCUUGGUGUCGACCGGUGCUACGAAGCUCACUGCGAAGGCGCCAAAAAUUUCCUGCCUGUGCAGCUCGGACUCUGCGCUGCACGCCGAGCCAGCGCAGCAGAGCCACACAAGUGGAUCCUCACACCUGCGAGUGUGUACAUGUUUCCGCGCGACGCUCGGCUGUUUCAAGCGUCUACGGGGACUCUCAUGUUUCUUCGAGAAAACGGAUUCGAUUUCAACAAGUGGCUGGACCAAGGCAUUCCUUUUCUCCGGGCACAGGAGGAGAAGGAGAAACGUCAGGCCUUGCAGGUCCGCAUCGACGAUCUGGAGCAUUUAAUCAAACAUCGGUCGCGGAGCGCGACGCUGCGAGAGAGUCAGGAAUCUUCUUCCUUGCUGGAUACGAGCAAGACAGAAGACAGAGAACUGGCGGCAUCUGCUCGCGCGGCGAUUCACGCGUGGCUAGCCAGCAGCUCGCCAGAGCCGCUCCACCUUCCUGUGGAAAGCCCUCUUCAGCGACUGCUUCUCCACUCUCUCGUGGCAGCCGAGUUUCCUUCUCUCUACUCGCUUUCCGUCAAAGUUGGCGACCGACGCGUGCUCGCCAUUUACCAGUCCGAAGAAGAGGUGUACGAGGAGCAGCUGCGCGGACUCCGAGAGGACAUCCACAGAGUGGAAGAACUCCGCGGGGUGCGUCAGCUGCUCGACGACGUCUCUGACCAGAAGCUUCUUGUCGUCGGCCACAAUUGCUUCUACGACUUCCUCCACAUCUUCCAGACCCUCUACGCCGACCUUCCCCAGUCUGUCUCCGAAUUUAAGACGACCUGGACGCAGCUCUUUCCGGCCACGUUCGACACGAAAUUGAUUGCAGAGUCUCACGAUGCCCUUGCCCCUCUGCAGUCCCCUGCAACGCUCCAAGGCCUCUGCAGUUUCAUGGGCGCCUUGGCUGUCGCUUCACAGGAGCCUCUUUCCAAAGAAGAGCAAGGAGAAAGAGAACGCGAAAAGCCUGCUCUUGGGAUGCCUGCGCCGUUGCAAUUUCAACUGGAACUGCUUCCAGGCACCAAGUGGACGCUGCCGCCAGCGGUCCAGCCUCUGUCCGUCCCUCCUGUUUCCCUGUUUCCUGCUCGCCCCACAAGAGGCUCCUCUGUGUCUCCGCGAGCGGAAGAAAGCGGCGACAGAUUAGAAGAUGCAGGAGAGAAGGCGAUGACGGGGCGAACGGAGGAACAAACAGCUGCCGUGAGCGCUCAGGAUCAAGACGCAAGUUCAACAACCGUCGAAGAAGAUUUCUCUCAUGACGCUGGAUACGACAGCAUGAUGACGACGAUUGUCUUUCUUCUUCAACUGUCUCACGUGCUUCCUCGACAGGGACUCAAAUGGAAGAAUAUCCAGUUCAGAGCAGAAGGCGGGAGGACGCUGGGGAGGCGGCAGGGCCUUUUAGCCGGCCUGGGAGAGCCACGGAGAAUCGCGAGCGCAGCAUGCAAAGAAAAGCACUCGUCUUCUGGGGUCCAGGAAGGCGAUAAAGAGGAGCGAGUUCAGAGGACAACUGGGCGUCUGACUGCUUCAGAAGAAAUCCAGAACAUCAUGGACAGCACGCAGCGGAAAGCAAUUACCGACCUCCUGCCGCUCUUCGUCAAUCGAAUACGCCUGUCGCGGUCUCAGCCUUCGUCGAUUAACCUGGGAGGCCAAGACGAGCAACUUCAGCAGCAGAAGCGUCUCCUUUUAAUGAGAAAUCAUCCGACGCAUUGGAAAAAGUGGGAAAUCAUGAAAAUAUGGUCUCCGGUUUGGGUGGAUGUACAACCCGUGGACAGCUCCACAUCGUGGAUCGUCGUCCGCGAUGAGGAAGACUUGCAAAACGUCAUGGCCAUCUACGAGAUGCUUCAGAAUCCGGAAUUCGAACUUUUGAACUACGACCAGUAUCGCGCUUUGCAACAACAGCAGCAGCAACGGCCGUAG